Molecule: messenger RNA, 3172 nt
Organism: Corylus avellana
Lineage: Eukaryota; Viridiplantae; Streptophyta; Magnoliopsida; Fagales; Betulaceae
Source: RefSeq, a predicted model, not a curated record
GCACCUCUCCAAAUGAACUUUCCAGCACCUUCACUUCACCGCAUGAUAGAAUCGGACAGCACCACCACACUCAACUUUCGCACAGCCUCUUCACGACACUGGAUAAGAAUCCCUGCAGCCAAACAAGCUUCUUCUUCUUCUUCAAGGUAGCCAAAUCGCACAGCCAAAUGGCAGCACCACACACCUCCAACGGCCGCAUAUCUCAACACUGAAAUCACCAGUUUCCACCGCACGACGCCGUGAAGUACGGAAUCUCACCUUGCGCCGCCACAACAGCACUACGAGGACCAGCUACUGCAACCCACGAUAAAAGAUAUGUGAUGGAAAUGUAAGCGUGAGUGACUUCAACAAGAGAGUUGCGGAGAAGCUGUUAAAUAAGAUUGGAGAUGAAGCUGCUAAUUCAGAGAGUUUUCUUUUCCUCAUUCCCGAGUUGUUGAAAAGAGAAGUUCCCCUACCCCAUAAAGGCUUAAAGGCUUAAAUGGCGUCAAAAAUUAAACCACACACAGAAGCCGGAUCCGAGCGCAAAUGGCAAGCACAAAACCAAGUCCUCCUCCUACGCUUCCGAAAUCGGGAGCCAUUUCUAAAGGCUACAACUUCGCCUCUACUUGGGAGCAGAAUGCUCCUCUUACGGAGCAUCAACAAGCGGCAAUCGUAGCACUGUCUCAUGCGGUUGCGGAGCGGCCUUUUCCGCUCAAUCUGGCUCAAGAUCAUGUAUCUCACCCGGAUAAUGCCUUGUCCGUAUCCGUUUCCGUUAAGGAUAGCUCUAUCCGAGAUUCCACUCCUACUAUUCAACCAUUCUUGGUCAAUACAAACCAGUUUUACAAGUGGUUUAAUGAUCUUGAAUCAGCAAUGAAGUCAGAGACAGAGGAGAAAUAUCAACAGUAUGUAAACUCUUUAACAGAGCGCAUACAGACGUGUGAUGGUUUACUUGGUCAGGUGGAUGACACUUUACACUUCUUUGAUGGACUACAGCAGGAGCAUCAAGCAGUAGCUACAAAGACAAAAACUCUUCAUGAUGCGUGUGACCGGCUGGUAAUAGAGAAGCAAAGACUGAUUGAAUUUGCAGAAGCACUUCACAGUAAGCUCAAGUACUUUGAGGAAUUGGAGAAUAUUUCAUCCAAUUUUUAUUCUCCAAAUAUGAAUGUUGGAAAUGAGAACUUUCUCCCACUGCUCAAGCGGCUUGAUGACUGCAUUUUGUAUGUUGAAAGCAAUCCACAGUAUGCAGAAUCCAGUGUUUACUUGCUUAAGUUCCGACAACUUCAGUCUCGAGCUCUGGGCAUGAUACGUUCUCAUGUACUUUCUGUUCUCAAAAGUGCUUUUUCUCAGGUCCAAGCAGCAAUCCGAUCUAGCGGCAACAGCAAAGCAACUGUUUCUGAAGGUGUUGAGGCAUCUGUUAUAUAUGUUCGUUUCAAAGCAGCAGCGAGUGAGAUUAAGCCAGUGCUAGAGGAAAUUGAAAGCAGAUCAUCUAGGAAAGAAUACGUUCAACUUCUUGCCGAAUGCCAUAAAUUAUAUUGUGAACAGCGACUUUCCUUGGUUAGGGGCAUAGUGCAUCAACGGAUAUCUGAAUUUGCGAAGAAAGAGGCAUUGCCAUCAUUAACUAGAUCAGGAUGCGCAUAUCUAAUGCAGGUGUGUCAGCUUGAGCACCAAUUGUUUGAUCAUUUUUUCCCAUCUUCUUCGGAGGAUGUUUCAAGUUUGGCUGCAUUGAUAGAUCCUCUGUCUACAUAUUUGUAUGAUACACUCCGCCCAAAACUUAUUCAUGAAACAAAUAUUGAUUUUCUGUGUGAACUUGUUGAUAUCCUCAAAGUUGAAGUUUUGGGAGAACAACUAAAUAGGCGGAGUGAAUCGUUAGCUGGGCUACGCCCUACAUUACAAAGAAUUCUAGCGGAUGUUCAUGAGAGGUUGACUUUUCGUGCUCGAACACAUAUUAGUGAUGAGAUAGCGAACUAUAUGCCUUUCGAUGAAGACUUGGAUUACCCUGCGAAGCUGGAACAAUCUGUUGAGAAUAAAUCAGAAACUUCUGCUGCGGAGGAAAACCCAGAUGUAUAUAAAACGUGGUAUCCACCGUUGGAGAAAACUCUUUCGUGUCUUUCAAAGUUGUACCGCCGCUUAGAAGCAGCAGUUUUCACUGGUUUAGCACAGGAAGCAGUAGAAGUUUGCUCCAUAUCUAUCCAAAAAGCAAGCAAACUUAUUGUAAAGAGAUCAUCACCAAUGGAUGGGCAGCUCUUCCUUAUAAAGUAUCUGCUUAUUUUAAGGGAGCAGAUUGCACCUUUUGAUAUUGAAUUCUCAGUUACACAUAAGGAACUUGAUUUCUCCCAUUUGCUGGAACAUUUAAGACGAAUACUUAGAGGUCAAGCCUCUUUAUUUGACUGGUCAAGAUCAACUUCGUUGGCAAGGACUUUGUCUCCCCGAGUUUUGGAAAGUCAAAUAGAUGCCAAGAAGGAACUUGAGAAAAGCCUAAAAGCAACUUGUGAGGAGUUCAUUAUGUCAGUCACUAAGCUAGUUGUGGAUCCUAUGCUUUCAUUUGUUACCAAGGUGACAGCUGUGAAAUUUGCACUAUCCUCGGGCAAUCAGAAUCAAAAGCUAGAGUCGGUUAUGGCCAAACCACUUAAGGAUCAAGCUUUUGCUACUCCAGAUAAGGUGGCUGAACUUGUUCAGAAGGUAAGCGCUGCUAUACAGCAAGAGUUGCCGCCAGUUAUGGCAAAGAUGAAGCUCUAUCUGCAGAACCCAUCAACACGAACAAUACUUUUCAAACCAAUAAAGACAAACAUCGUGGAAGCCCAUGUACAGGUACAAUCCAUGUUAAAAGCAGAAUACUCCCCUGAAGAGAUACAAAACAUCAUCAAUAUGGUGUCUAUACAGGAUCUGCAAGCACAACUUGAUAAUCUCCUGUAAGGUAAACUCGCAAUGCCCGUUGAAUUACUUGAUGCCAAAUCUUCCAUCAAUCAGAUGAUCUUGACAUACAGCGGAGUAUUAGGCUUGCCACUAUGGAUCCUUGACGUUGGUGAUAGGUUUAUAGGAAAUUAAAAUGUUCAUUAUCUCCAUCAAUAGUUACUCUUUCUUAUAGCCAAUGUUGCUUUUGAUAAUACUCGCAUGACAAUUAUAAGUCGGUAAGGAGAUGGAAUCUGAUUGAUUUGAGUCUAUUCACAUUUUAUAAAGAUUCAAUUUUAUGUCG